GGAUCUGUGAGUGUGCAGAAGGAGGGUGUGAUCCACAGGAGUAUGGCUAAGAGCCAGGUCUUUGUUUCCAGCGGCCCUUAUGCCAGUUUAACUCACUCAGGCAAUAAUGAGCUGGGAUGGGCAGCCCUGACCAGGGCUCGGGGAGGUCUGUCUGGGGAGGAUCUUUGAGUUGAAGAAGGGAAGGCGGAGUCUCACCUGGAGGAGUGACUGGGGAGAGAGGAAGCAGCUGCAGGUGACAGUGAAAGAGGGACAAGAGGAGGAGGGGUUUGUAGCCUUAGAGAGGAGGGUGCAACACUUUCAGGAUCUUUGGUGCAUAGUAGAUAGGAGGGGCAGGGAAAGUAACAGCCACUGCAGGUGGAGAGGGAGUGGCGAAGUGUGGGGGAGGAAGGACAGUUCCCUGGGGGAACUUGUUCGCUGCCAGGAAUAGCGGGAAGUUGGGGGUGGGGAAUAGAGGCAGAAGAAGUGAGCAAAGCUGGAGGAGGUAGGGAGCAUGGAUUCCUAGCUGCGCCAGGUACAGGUUCAGCCAGAGCCAGGUGGCCCGCCGGGAGCCUCAGGGUGACCUCUGCGUGAGGGAUCCAGGCAGAAGAAGCAGGUGCCAUGGCCUGGAGCUGGUGGCUGCAGCAGGUGCUGCUCCUCACCUGGCUGCCUGCAGGCUGCCUUUCCCUGCUGGUCACAGUACAGGAUAAGGAGCGUUACACCACGCUCUUUGCAUCUGUGAUCCUCCAGUGUGACUACAGCACCUCAGCGCAGCUACAGGAUGUCAUAGUGACUUGGCGCUUCAAAUCCUUCUGCAAGGAUCCCAUCUUUGAUUACUACUCUGCCUCCUACCAGGCUGGUUUAGCUCUUGGCCAGGACCCAUCAGAUGACUGCAAUGAUAGUCAGCGGGAGGGCCGCAACAUCAUUCAGAAACGUGGACAGAAUGAGCCUGUGCUUGGCACAGAUUACAGACAGCGCAAGAUCACCAUUCAGAACCGAGCAGAUCUUGUGAUUAAUGAAGUAAUGUGGUGGGACCAUGGAAUGUACUACUGUAUUGUUGAAGCUCCAGGAGACACAUCUGGUGACCCUGACAAAGAGGUUAAGCUAAUUGUUUUACAUUGGCUAACCGUGAUCUUCAUCGUUCUUGGUGGUCUCCUCUUGCUCUUGCUGAUUGGGGUGUGCUGUUGCCAGUGUUGUCCCCAAUACUGCUGCUGCCAUAUCCAGUGUCCCUGCUGCCCAACUCGGUGCUGCUGCAAUGAAGAAGUUUUGGCACGACACCGGUUCCUGAAGCAGACUCGUUCCCUUGUGCCAUGGAUGUCACAAUCUCCAUUCUACGUGGGAGGUGACAAGAACUCCCAACUCUCUACCUACCAGCUAAACCCACUGCUGCAACGAGAUGUCUCUCUGCAGAGCAGCCUCCCCAUGGUGCCAUCACAGGGGCAUUUGCCUCCCAGCAACAGGGUCUUGGACUAUCUGGAAUCUGAGAUCCAAAAAUUCAACCCCUCCCAACCCUUGCCACCCUCCCAAAAAAUUGGGGCUGGCCAGCAUUCCAGCAUCCUUUCCUCCCUGAACUCGGAGAUCGUGGAGCGUAGAGUAAUCCAUCUGCCUCCCAUCAUCGAGCGUGCCCCUUCCUCACAGAGGACCAGCAGCUCGUCACGCCUGCAGCGAACUGCCCGGACCGCAGGAUCCUGGGACUCUGCAACAGAAGAUGAGAGGGAAAACAGGAGGCGACACCAGUCUCAGGAUGGAGAUUCCUACUCCACCUAUGAGCAGGGGUCCUGGGACAGGUGGCGAGACCAGCAUCCUCGAAGGCAGAGGGAUGCCAGCUACAAUAGCAGACGCCAGAGCUCCCGACGGGACACGUCACCUACAAGACAGCCAGAAAGGGGUAGGAAUGGUGGCAACUUCAACUCCUAUUCUGGGGAGGGAGAAACCAGGGGGCACUCAGGGCGCCACUAUGACUCAAGGCCCCAGACCUCAGGGAGACGAAACCAUCAGCGCCCUACCAGACGGAGCAACAAUUCAGAGAACUGGAAGCGGCGGCGGCCUCGCAGCUACUCUCCGCCAUCAGGGAGAGAGUCAUGGAGCUCUAUGGAUGAGCGGGAGCAUUCCCCAGCAACCCGCAGGCCACGCCACCACCGUUCCCCAAACUGGCCCGAAGACAAACCUCCCAGUUACCGCUCACUGGAGAUCAUCCCAACCAAGAGUGGCAAGCCCAGAAACAGCACAGGGCAGCAAUCGGAUCGAGGAAGCUCCCGCAGUGGAAGAAGCGUUGUCAUCUAAUGCGUGCUGUGCUGAAAGGGCCAAGAUUCCUUAUGGUUCUGCUUUGCCGGGGUCCCUCUCUGCCUUUCCUGCACAUACAUUGAUAUGACUGCUUCUGAUUGUUGCAGGUCUCCUGCUCAGGAGGAUAAAGCAGGUCCCCACUGCAUUUGUGACUGAGGAAAUCUGUGCCUAAGGGCCACAAGAUGCCUGGCUUGUAAUACCAUCUAAAUGCCUUGAUACCUGUUCCCUACCCAAGGAAUUUAAGUAGUUAACAGGCCAUGGUUUGAAAGCAUUCCUUUUGAAGGGAAGACAUUUUUUUUUUUCUGUGUUCAGCACCACAAAAGCAUGUUUCUCUGCUAUGAGCCUGCCUUUUCAUCUGGUUGGGUGUCCUGGAACUAAGAAGGAAGUCCUUGGAACACUCCUCCUUUGCAAACUGCUCACCCAGUUAAUACUCAGGCAGAACCCAUAGGGUGACAGGACGUGUCUUAUUUCUUUGAUUCAGGAUGCCAGCAAGUAUGGUGUGAGUGAGUGUAAGAUUCACCAGCAAACAUCUGAUUGUACACUGUGAUAAUGAAGUAGUUUCCUGUUUGCCCCUUAAUGGACUCAAGUAAACUUGUUUCUGUGAGGUAAUGGAAACAUCAAAAUGCCUUACUGCAUCUGGCGAUAGCUGCACAUACCCAGAGAGCUCUCAGCAACUUCUGUGCUUGAUGAACAUUACUAGCUGGUUCCUUUUGUAUUGAUAAAUCCAUCUGCCCCAGCACAAAGAUCUACCAAGGUUCAGGUAUUGCAGGCUGCUGUUUUAUUCUCAGGGCCUAAGAUGGUGGGCAGCUACUCCCCUGGGUACUGUGGUCCUGAUUUUUUUUUUUUUUUUUUUUUCAAAAUUACUGAGCUUGUCCAACCUGCAUUUGAAGCCAUGGGGAGCAGGAGAUGUCCCAACAGCUCUGAAAAUCAUGACCUGUAUGGAUAUCUCUUUGGAGGAAUCUACCCUUUCCCCAGCAUCUUCUCUGCUUAGCUUUCCCCUGUUGCUCCUUAUCCUCCCAAAUUUGGUAUACGAGGGAAAUGGACUCUAGGAGAAAUCUUUCAGUCUUGCAUUCUGCUCUUAGUAGUGCUGUUACAAAGCUAAUCCUUACUGUCCACCCCAGUGAUUCUCAAUGAGGGUCUUGCCGCACCCUGGGGUGCCUUGAGAUACUUUCAAGGGUAUUGAGGGGUGCCACAUAAUGUUAGCAUGAGAAAUUUCAAAUAGGAAUCCAGAGUGUUAAAAACAUUCUGACUUGUUGGGGUCUUUCUGAGUUCUUUGUAACAGGAAAACUGAUUUAUUAGUUUUUCAUUCAUUUUUUGACUACAGAAAAGAAGGGUGCAUUUUCUGAGGGGUGCCUUGAGUCCUAUUGAGGGAUGUUUCAAGUCCAAAACCCCACACGUUGUUCAUCUGAUCUGUAGCAUGGAGACUGCUGGACUGUGGAGGGGAUUGCCUGUUAGCUUACCCUGUGGGUGUGUCUGCAUGUACUUUUACUGCAGACCAAUAAACUCCGGAGCUUAUUGCUUAUCCAGAGCUUUUUGUUCCAGGGUGUACCAUUUGAUCACGUGCUAGGGAGCAAAAAAUUCCAGAGCAAAUUGCCUCGGAGUUUACUCAUGCAUACCACAUGGAUCCUGGUCAGAGUAGUCCAGGUUGGCAGGGGACCCAGGGAGUCAGCCUGCCAGCCCAGGGCUGCUGUGAUUGGGCUCUGUGUGCUGCAGGGGGGCUGGCUGGGGUGCAGAGUGCCUUAGCACGGGGCUAGCUGGCAGGCAGCCCCCACACAGAGGCACACUGUGCCCCAGCCAGCUGCGGAGCAGCACAUGGAGAUGGGGGAGCAGCCAGCCCAGGGCUACUCCUCUGUCUCCAAGUGCUGCAGAGCCCCCUUGCUGAGGCACACUGUGGCCCAGCCAGCUGCAGAGCGGUACUCUGAGAUGGGAGCAGCCAGCCCUGGGCUGGCUGCUCCCCCAUCUCCAUGUGCUGUGGAGCCCCUGUGAGGCAUGUGGCGACAGGGAAGCAGCCAGCUCAGGGCUGGCUGCUCCCCCAUCUCCGUGUGCUGCAGAGCGGCUGGCUAGGGUGCAGGGUGCCUCAGCAUGGGGGCUGCCUACUGACUAGCCCUGCACUGAGGCAAUCUUCCCUGUCAGGGCAACAUCUACACAUGCACUGCUGCUCACAAAAAAACUCCGCAGUGGGGGUAGUACUUGUAUUUUACAAGACCGCCCUGCUACAGAUUUUAUUAGUUCUGUGUGCCCUAAGAAAUGUUUACUGUAAAGUUCAUUGGUCAACUAUGUAGUAAACUUCUCACGUAGAUGCACCCUGUAUUUACUAGGAGAGAGAUUGCUUUAAAAAACUAAUUUCUGUAGGAAAAACAGCAAGUGACUUUCUUGAUGCGAUUGGUUUGCCACUUUGAAUAUGCAACAGAAAAACCCUUCCUUGGAUGUUCAUAGAAUCAUAGAAAAUGAGGGUUGGAAGGGACCUCAGGAGGUCAUCUAGUCCAACCCCCUACUCAAAGCAGGAUCAUCCCCAACUAGCUCAUCCCAGCCAAGGCUUUGUUGAGCCAGGCCUUAACCUCCAAGGAUGGAGAGUCCACCACCUCUCUGGGUAACCUGUUCCAGUGUUUUACUACCCUCCUAGUGAGAAAAGUCUUCCUAAUAUCUAACCUAAACUUCCCUUGUUGCGAGUUGAGACCACCGUUCCUUGUUUUGUCAUCACCACGAACAGUUCAGCUCUACCCUCUUUGGCCCCACUCUGCAGGUAGCUGAAGGCUGCUAUCAGAUCCCCUCUCAGUCUUCUCUUCUGCAGACUUAAUAAGCCCCUCUCCUCGGAAGUCAUGUGCCCCAGCCUCCAAACCAUUUUCAUUGCCGUCCACUGGACUCUCUCCAACUUAUUCACAUCCUUUCUAUAGUGGGGGCCCAAAACUGGACACAGUACUGCACUGCAGAUGUGGCCUCACCAGUGCUGAAUAGAGGGAAAUGAUCACUUCCCUUGAUUUGCUGGCAGUGUCCCUACGAAUGCAGCCCAGUAUGCUGUUAGUCUUCUUGGCAACAAGGGCAUAUUGCUAACUCAUCCAUCUCACUAUAACCCCCAGGCCCUUUUCUGCAGAGCUGCUGCCCAGCCAGUCAGCCCCCAGUCUGUACUGGUGCAUGGGAUUCUACUGCCCUAAGUGCAGGCCUCUGUGCUUGUCCUUAUUGAACCUCAUGAGAUUUCUUUUGGCGUAAUCCUUCAUGUUGACUGGAUGCUUCCCAUCCCCACAGUAAAACUGCUUUGCAAAGGCACCUUCCUGAAUUGAGGAUGAUCAGCACUCUGGGCACUGCUUGUGCGUUUUGUAAUUACAGGUCUUGACCAACCUAGUCUCUAUGGUUACAUCAUCCAGUUCAUUUUUUCAAGGUUGUUGCCAUGAGGACAUUUUCUACUGUUUGUUCUAGUUUUAAAUGUUCCAAUCCAAUAUGAGAAGACAUAUAGUGGAGCAAGUGGCUUUUCCCUUCCCUGGGGCUGCAUAUACACCAGAUAAUUACACUGAUAUAUGGAUAAAUGUUUAUCCUGGGCACAUAUCCCCAGCUCAAUUCCAUGGUUUUGCUUGUAUUUGUACUGUACCAUCGCAGUAGCAGUACUUUUUUGGGUGUCCCAGCAUGACUGUCUGAAGCAGUGGCAGCUAGGUUCAGAAUCUGCUAGGGGGCUGGAGAAUAUAUUGCUUUCCCACAGUCCCCUGUGUACCAGUGAUAUUUCUGGGUCCAUAUCUUGGGAUGGAGGCCAAGAUAAACAUACACCUCCCUCUUCUUGAUCAGCAAGAAACUUUGCCAGGUUUUCCUUGGAGGUCUGCAGUUGGUGGCCAGUCCUGCAGAGGCUGAAACAGGGACUUUCAGAGCUAAAAGCAUGAGUCUAUUUAUGGCUUGAAUUCAAGAAUUAGUCUCUAUUCCAGGUGACUGUAACAAACUGCUUUCUGGCUCCUAUGCAGAGAGGCAUAUGUAACUUGCACUUACAAAUGAGUUAAACUUGCUCCAUGCUGGAUUAACUGGUCUCGUAUAGUAUUUGGGGGUGAUGCUCAUCAGGUAGAGAUGCUCUUGCAUCUGGUCAAUAGCUGAAGGAUGGUGUUAUCAAGUUGACCAUCAAGUAACCAGGAGUGGCUGGCUAACUUCAGGUGAAAGGACAAGAUUUUGUCUGUGCUUCUGUUGCACUAGCCCUGAUACUGCAGCAACUGGAACAGAAGAAAGAGGGCUGUAUUCCUCCUGGGAAAUGACCCUCUGAGAUUUGAUCACUGUGGAUGGAUCUUGUUUUGAAUUUCAAAAGGCUGUAAUCAUGUGCUGGUGGUGGGACUUGCAUAGUUUGGAUGGUUUAUGAUGUUGUUGGUCAUGGCUGCUUAAUAGUUUGUAUCAGUUAUGAAAAGGCUAUGAUGAUUGCACUGAUAUUAAAGAAUGACUUUCCUUCACAA
Messenger RNA from Alligator mississippiensis (American alligator), 6677 nucleotides. It is a transcript of the gene ILDR1, whose product is annotated as immunoglobulin like domain containing receptor 1. Lineage: Eukaryota; Metazoa; Chordata; Crocodylia; Alligatoridae. Gene Ontology annotation, molecular function: enzyme inhibitor activity; high-density lipoprotein particle receptor activity. The transcript is spliced from 8 exons. The record is from RefSeq and is a predicted model, not a curated record. Gene Ontology annotation, biological process: lipid metabolic process. The coding region runs from base 598 to 2259 and encodes 553 amino acids. Gene Ontology annotation, cellular component: chylomicron; plasma membrane.